CAUAUGUCACGUACUGCUAAAGUUUUUCGUUUGUAAUUAUUUAGUAAAAUACGUAAACUUAAACUUAGACAACAAGAAAACGUGAAUUGAUACAAGAAAAUGGGAGACGUCAAGGCUUUUUUUCAUCAGUACUGUCAGAAAAAUCAAAUAGAUCCGGUUUUUGAAGUCCGACCUACAGGUCCAAAACACAGGCAGAGAUUUUUAUGUGAAGUACGCGUUCCUGGCUACAAUUAUGUUGGUGCGGGAAACUCAACGAACAAAAAAGACGCUCAGUUCAAUGCGGCCAAAGAUUUCGUCAGUUAUCUCGUCCGCAGUGGUUUUGUAAAUCAAAAAGAUGUCCCUGUUGAUGCAUCAGCACCUCCACCUCCUGAGACAGAAGGUUCGAACAAUGGGAGUUCAGUUCAGCACAAGGUGUUCAGAGAGGGCAUGGGACCUACAAACUUUGGUGAGGCAUACCGCCCAUUACAAGGUGACAACAAGGAUCAGUCAGGCAGUUGGCAUUACAUGGAUAGAGCACAAGAACAGAAACGAAUGGAAGAAGCGGAAGAUUUGGAUGUAAAUGCCCAAAUUCAUGGUAACUGGACUGUGGAAAAUGCCAAGUCCAAGCUACAUCAGUUCAUGCAAUCAAACAAAAUUAAUGCAGAUUAUAAAUACACUGUGGUUGGUCCAGAUCACACAAGGACUUUUGUGGCUGAAAUGAGUUUCUACGUAAAACAAUUAGGUAGAACGAUACAUGGACGCGAUACCGGUUCGAAUAAGCAGACAGCAAGUAAAAGUUGCGCCCUGUCACUUGUCAGACAACUAUUUCAUUUAGGUGUUAUUGAAGCUUUUACCGGUACGUUGAAAAAAGAGAAGAAUUCUGCAGAAAUGCAGCCUUUCAAAGUGCGAAUUUCACCAGACGUUCAAUCGAAAGUACAAUCUUGUUUAUCCAAAUUGAAUAUAACUCCGACUAAAGUGACGAUGAACACCGAUCAACCUGUUUCGUUAUUAAGUACGCACAUCCUGGACGAUUUCCAUCCGGCUAAGCCUACAGAAGCCGGCGUCGUUGUGUGGUCACCACCACAACCCAAUUGGAAUCCAUGGACAGGUUGUAACAUCGACGAAGGACCUUUGGCUACUGCUUCUUUGGAACAGUUGAGUGAACAAUUGCUUGAUGACAUGAAAAACAACCUGGCACACAAUAAGUCCUUGCAGGAUAGCAUCGCGGAUAGGGAGAACCUGCCUGUUUUCGCCAUGAAGGGCAAGAUUAUGGAGCUCAUUAACGAGCAUCCAGUCGUUAUAAUUAGAGGUAACACGGGUUGUGGUAAAACAACACAAGUAUGUCAGUUCAUCUUGGAAGAUUACAUAAUGUCGGGACAAGGUGCCUGGUGUAACAUAUGCGUGACGCAGCCACGAAGGAUUUCCGCAGUUUCCGUCUCGGAAAGAAUAGCGAAUGAAAGGUGCGAAGACUUGGGCGAGUCAAUCGGUUACUCGGUGCGUUUUGAGUCUGUUUUGCCUCGCCCAUACGCCUCUGUUUUAUUCUGUACCGUCGGCGUUUUACUCAAGAAAUUGGAGAAUGGUUUGAGGGGCGUUAGUCACGUAAUCGUCGAUGAAAUCCAUGAGAGGGAUGUGAACAGUGAUUUUAUAAUGGUUGUGUUGAGGGAUAUGAUCCACACUUACCCUGAUUUGAGGGUAAUACUUAUGUCUGCAACAAUUGAUACGACUUUGUUCUCAGAUUAUUUUAACAAAUGCCCAGUGAUUGAAAUUCCUGGCCGGGCAUACCCGGUACAACAGUAUUUUUUGGAGGACAGCAUCGAGCUCACAAAAUUCAUACCAACGGCCGACACCAAAAAGAGGAAGAACAAAAACGACGACGACGAUGAUAACACUUUUACAACUGGAGAAGACGGUGACGAAAAUCUGAACAAAGUCAUUAAUUCUCAAUACUCGGAACAAACAAAAAACGCCAUGGCCAGUUUGAACGAAAAAGAAGUCAGUUUCGAACUAAUGGAAGCCUUGUUGACUUACAUUAAAGGUCUAGAGAUACCCGGCGCCGUUUUAAUAUUCCUCCCCGGCUGGAAUUUAAUUUUCGCGUUGAUGAAACACUUGCAAAAUCACCCGACGUUCGGAUCGUCAUCCUACUGCAUCUUACCGCUGCACUCACAAAUUCCCAGAGAGGAACAGAGGCGCGUUUUCGCCCCAGUCCCGCCGCAUGUCACUAAAAUCAUCCUGUCGACCAAUAUAGCUGAAACCUCCAUCACCAUCAACGACGUAGUAUUUGUCAUCGACAGUUGCAAGGCUAAGAUGAAGAUGUUCACAUCGCACAACAACAUGACGAGUUACGCCACGGUUUGGGCGUCCAAAACAAAUUUGGAGCAAAGAAAGGGUCGUGCUGGUCGCGUCCGUCCAGGUUUUUGCUUCCAUCUGGUAUCCAAAGCCAGAUUCAACAAGCUAGACGAACACAUGACUCCCGAAAUGUUCAGAACUCCUCUCCACGAACUAGCGCUAAGUAUUAAGCUCUUGCGCCUCGGUUCUAUAGGACAUUUCUUGAGCAAAGCCAUCGAACCACCACCACUCGAUGCUGUUAUCGAAGCUGAGGUGCUUUUAAGAGAAAUGAAAUGUUUGGACGCCAACGAUGAGCUGACGCCGUUGGGGAGGAUCAUAGCCAAGAUGCCCAUUGAACCGCGAUUAGGGAAAAUGAUGAUUUUGGGAUGCAUUUUUAUGUGUGGUGGGCCUUUAGCGACCAUGGCCGCCAACUCGUCCACGUUCCCGGAGAUUUUCACUCUCGAUGUAGGACAGAGGCGAUUAAGUUACCACCAGAAGGCACUGUCCGGAGACCGACAUUCCGACCACGUUGCUAUGUUGACAGCUUUCGAAUUAUGGGACCAAGCGAGGGCAGGCGGUGAAGAUGCCGAAUUAAGAUUCUGCGACUACAAAGGCAUAAGUAUGCCAACAAUGAGGGUGACAUGGGAGGCAAAACACCAACUUCAGCAAAUCCUAACCAAUGUCGGAUUUCCGGAAGAAACUUUAGCCCCACUGCCGAUGGAAACAGUGGGUCCGGAUGCCCGCCUCGACGUAGUCAUGUCCCUUAUGUGUUACGGAUUAUAUCCGAACGUUUGCUUCCACAAAGAGAAGAGGAAGGUGCUGACCACUGAGAGCAAAGCAGCUUUGAUUCAUAAAACGUCCGUUAAUUGCAGCAACUAUGAGCAGAAUUUCCCGUAUCCGUUUUUCGUGUUCGGGGAGAAGAUCAGGACGAGGGCCGUAUCCUGUAAGCAAAUGACUAUGGUGACCCCUCUUCAUUUGUUACUCUACGGAUCGAGGAAAGUAGAUUGGACAGAAGGAGUUGUCAGGUUAGACAAUUGGAUUAAUUUGGAUAUGGAUCCUCAAGUCGCCAGUGAAAUUGUUGCUUUGAGGCCGGCAUUGGAGAGUUUGGUGAUCAGAGCCUCACAAAAUCCAGAAACCAUUUUAGAAAUGAAUGAAAUUGAUCAAGAGGUUGUGUCUCUGAUUAAAGAACUAUGUAGACUGCAUGCAGGCAGUUUCGAAAUACAAAGAGCAACAACCACCUCUAUUUUGGAAUCGAAGCGUCCGCCUAGGGGUCACAGUCUGGGUUUCAGUGGACCACCACCGAAAUUUUUGCGAGGCGGACGAGGAGGUGGUUAUAGAGGUGGAUAUGGCGGAGGAGACUUUAGAGGUGGAUAUGGUGGUGGCCGUGGAGGAGGGUUUCAUGGUCAACGUGGAGGUGGAUUCUAUGGUGGUGGCUUCCGUGGAAGCCGUGGUGGGGGACGCGGUGGAUUCCGUGGUGGAAGGUGGUGAAUAUGUUUGUAUUCAAAGAAACACUUUCUUAAUUUUAUGUAUUUUAACUGUUGUGAAGACCAAAUUUAGGAUAAUUAAAAGUAUUAUUUUAUA
Molecule: messenger RNA, 3885 nt
Organism: Aethina tumida (small hive beetle)
Lineage: Eukaryota; Metazoa; Arthropoda; Insecta; Coleoptera; Nitidulidae
Gene: mle
Product: dosage compensation regulator
Exons: 8
Coding region: 100-3792 (1230 amino acids)
Biological process (GO): regulation of mRNA processing; positive regulation of transcription by RNA polymerase II
Cellular component (GO): nucleolus; intracellular anatomical structure; ribonucleoprotein complex
Molecular function (GO): ATP binding; 3'-5' DNA helicase activity; double-stranded RNA binding
Source: RefSeq, a predicted model, not a curated record